Messenger RNA from Coccinella septempunctata (seven-spotted ladybird), 2368 nucleotides. It is a transcript of the gene lin-28, whose product is annotated as protein lin-28 homolog. The transcript is spliced from 4 exons. Bases 392 to 955 code for a protein of 187 amino acids. NCBI's taxonomy places the organism in Eukaryota, Metazoa, Arthropoda, Insecta, Coleoptera, Coccinellidae. Gene Ontology annotation, molecular function: zinc ion binding; nucleic acid binding. The record is from RefSeq and is a predicted model, not a curated record.
UAUAUAUGUACACGCUUGGUCAUUUAUUAGUACUCCGUUGAGGAAUUUUAUGAAUGGUACAUAACUCACUCACUAUCUUGUAGUAAAGUAUGUUGAAAAAACGCGCACCCCCUAUCGCACGUCAUUUUGGUCCUUAUGUGCGGGACCGUAAGAUCGUUGCUCGUAAGCUCGCCGAGCAAUUUCCUAUUGGCCCGGAAUUUUUUAAAGGUUUCAUAGCUUCUUAGCACGCCGUAGUAAAGCUAGAGAGAGUGGGGAUCCUUGUGCGCCACAGAAGAACAUGAACAAAUAGAGUGAAGCGCUUCUACGCAAUGUAACAGGAAAUAGUGCCGAAAGUGUUGUCCGUGUGUUUAGAUUUUUUUUUUGGUUUUGUUUUUUUUUCUCGCGAUUCUCGAUGGAAGGUGGACUGGAAAACGGAAAAGGUUCGGAAGGAGGAAGUGCUAGCCAAGGUGGAUCGGAGGCUAGUUUUGGCAGGAGAAGAGGAAAAUGCAAAUGGUUCAACGUGGCGAAAGGAUGGGGUUUUAUAACGCCUGACGACGGGGGCCAGGACGUGUUUGUGCAUCAGAGCGUGAUAAAGAUGUCUGGAUUCCGAUCUUUGGGCGAUGAGGAAGAAGUGGAGUUUGAGUGCGUUGAGUCGGUUAAGGGCCUUGAAGCAACUAAUGUUACAGGACCUCAAUCGAACGAUUGCAGGGGUUCUAACAGAAGACCUACUGGAAAGAAACGGUUCAGGAAACUGAGGUGUUACAACUGUGGAGAAUUUGCGAAUCACAUUGCGGCAAAAUGUUCUCUUGGGCCUCAGCCCAAGAGAUGUCAUAAUUGCCGAAGUGAGGAUCACCUCAUUGCCGAUUGCCCCUCAAAAUCUGAACCACCAAAGACUGACUCAAACGAUUCCACCAAGAACUCCGAAGAUACUCCUAAAAAGGAGGAGGGAACUGCUCCAGAAAAAACGGAGGAUUAGGUUCCUAAUCUCCGUUCAGAAGAUGUAUUAAUUUAAUGCCUGAUAUAUUGAGUGGGUGCCUUCUGGUUGUAUACAGCCAAGGAUUGAUGAACUACCGUAAUGUGUUCACUAAAUUUAAGAUAUUCGUCUUUUUGUUCAGAUAUUCUGUCUGUAUAUUCAUUUUUCAACAGGGACCACACUCUGGUUAUCUUUGAAAGAAGUAUUUUGCGUUUUGGAAGAACUGAUACAGGGUACUACUGCGAAAAAAUUUAAGGGGUGAUUCAGGAAAAAAAAAACUUAUCAACACAUACGUAGAUGAGUUGUAUAGGCUGGAAUUAUCUUUUAACUUAAAUAAACCUAGUGAGCUAUCCGCUUAAUAGGUUUUCCUAUUAUGCUGGCAUAAUAGGAAAACACUUUGAGUAUUGAGUAUUUUAUAUUGUAUGGGAAAACACUUCCAAAAAAUUUUUGUUUGCUUUCUCGUUCACAGAAUAUCUGAUCAAUUUUAUAUCUUUCAGUUUUUUUCAAUUUAAAAAUUGUUUUUCAUUUGCCAUCUUCAAAGGGCUGUGUCGAAGCAGAAACAGCUCAAAGAAAAAAAAAUAUAUGAAAGACCCACACUAUUUUUUACAAGAAAUCACCCCUUAAAUUAUUUCGCGACUAUUCAUGUACACCCUGUAUAUAACAGGUUGAUUCAUGAUCGAAAAUAUAAAUUUAAGUGUUUUAUACGAAACUCAUUUACUGAAGGAGAUUUAUUCCCCAAGUUCAGUCGACAUUACACUUCGUAUUCGAUGAGAAAAUGUCAUGAAGAGAUUUCUUCAGAAAACUCUUCAGAUCUUUCUAACUCGAAUACGCCUUAUGCCAAAUUGACUAAACAAUAAAAAAAGUUCGAAUUCCUGAAUGAAGGUUAUAUCGAAAAAUAAUGAAAUGAUGCAACCGUAAGAUACCUACAAACUACAAUUCUGAAAUAUUGCCUUUGAAAACGCAUUAGAGGAGAAUCAAGCUUAUCGUAUUCAAUUUUAUGAGCAGUUCAUCAUCUAUUUCAAUUUUGAAUUUCUGUGAUAUUGAAAAGUGCGGAAAAUAUUGAAGACAAUAGGUACGAUUUUUUAAUAUUUUCACGUUGUUGAGAAUUUUUCCUCGAGUUCGUUUUCCAAGAGGCAUCAGAGAAUUACAGUACUAGGUAAUGGUAGAUAGCAUCGUUCAUUAGCAUAAGCAAACUAGUGAUGCGAUUCGAUUGUAAUAUUGUUGGAAACUAUCCGAAUUGUGUAAAUGAGUUUUAGAUCGAAAUUAGUGGUGACUUUAUUCCAAUAUUAUAAUUUUAGUUUUUUUAUGUUUAAAGAUUUUUUUGAUUCGAAAUUUUAUAGAGAUAUAUGAAAAUGAUAAUAAAUUUAAAUAGUUAUAGGUUGUAUAUUUUUCGAAAAAUACAGUGAUUACCUCUCA